AUGAACGUUUCACACUAUACCAACAAGACCAAACCUAUCUUAAAUGAGAAGGAGCGCUCCGCAGUUCCAAACAUGUAUCCACCAGACAUUACUACCCAUCCUGUCAACGUUGUCGUCUCCGCCCAAUUAGACGGUGCAAACGACCACUAUUCCCGUAUGACCAACAGCGCAAUAGGCUACAUUCAGCACAGUACCCAGCUCUACUUUCAGCAACAACACCAGGCCCGGAUCCCGCUUCCAUCUCACAACGUAGCUUCUGUGCUGCCACCUCGCCAACCAGCGCGUGUCGUCGUCAAUGCAGUCAACGUUCUACUCCCCUACUGCACGACUGAGCCGCCACUGGAUGAAGCACAGGUCAUUGCUCUAAGUGACGUUGUGGGUAGUCUGAAGGAGCUUGCGAUACUAGCUCUGGGUGCUGCAUCUGGUGCGGCCGGCUGUAUGAAGAAACUGGAAGGCGCAGUGGGUCCGCGGGCAGCAGGAAACAUUGCAGAGUUCUUUGCCGACGAAUGGGAAAUUGAAGGUUAA
Messenger RNA from Alternaria postmessia, 525 nucleotides. RefSeq lists its product as uncharacterized. NCBI's taxonomy places the organism in Eukaryota, Fungi, Ascomycota, Dothideomycetes, Pleosporales, Pleosporaceae. The record is from RefSeq and is a predicted model, not a curated record. The transcript has a single exon. Bases 1 to 525 code for a protein of 174 amino acids.